Molecule: messenger RNA, 2656 nt
Organism: Saccoglossus kowalevskii
Lineage: Eukaryota; Metazoa; Hemichordata; Enteropneusta; Harrimaniidae
Product: mitochondria-eating protein-like
Biological process (GO): mitophagy by internal vacuole formation; mitochondrial protein catabolic process
Cellular component (GO): mitochondrial outer membrane
Source: RefSeq, a predicted model, not a curated record
AUGAUGUCAAUAUAGUGGCUGAUGAUUUCUUACAGAUUAACUGAUACUGAAACUGAGCUGAGACUGUAUAAAAGUAAAUCUGGUAUUAUAGACGAUUUGGAAAUAGAAAUGAGACGCCUACGUGAAGAUGUGGAAUAUCUAAGAGAGGAGAAAGCCAUUUUGACUGGAAGAUUGGAUGAUGUUUACUUGCCGUACACCCCAAGUCCACGUAUCAAUCUCAAACCAUUAUCUGUUAGCAAUGAUGUUGUGCAGCGUAUACGCCAAGCUAAUCUUUUGUCCAGAUUCAGUGAUAUGUUUGCACAUGAUCGUAUGGAUGCAAUGGACAUUUUGCGUAACCACAGCGAUGAUCAUAAACUCAACCAAGAAAUAAUCUUUGCUUGUGUCCAGGAGUCAUUCCAUGCUACUAAGAUAGCAUUCAGACAGUACAAGAGUAAAGUACGAGCUACUCUAAGUACAACACAUACUGGUCCAGAAACACUGGAAGAGGCUGUACAGAACUAUAUCAACAAGAAUGGUCAGCUAUUAGAUGUACACACCAUUGUACAGGAUGUGUUGAGAGCUAUGAAGAGACAUCCCAGCAUUUGCUUCCCUCCAGAAAUGGAUUUCCGUGUCUUGACUUUGUUUAUACGCGAGUGUGUCAAGGUAUCUUGGUCUAUGUCUGCAUUGCCGUCCCCUGUAGAUAUUGCACCUGCAUGUGAUGGUGAUGUUUUUGAAGAUUCCAAGUACCGACGUAGUUAUGAUUCUGAGUAUAGUGCACCACUGGUUAGCCACUUCAUAUGGCCCGCUUUGAUUGAUACUACUACUGGUAAAGUGUUGCUGAAAGGAGAAGCGGUCACCAGACGUGGUGCAUCUCUUGCACUGAGCCCUCGACGUAGCCGUAGCCCAACACGUGCUUUGAGUCCUCGUAGCCGAUCUGCAAGUCCACGACGUCUGACUAGCUCUGUAGCUAAUGGUUCUAUGAGUCCUGUUAGAUCCAGCAGUCCUGUCGGUAGUCCACGUAGCAGUAGUCGUGUUUCUUUUGGUACACCGCGAGCACUAUCUCCAAGACCAACCAGUGUUGCUUCCAAUUACAGUGCUUACUAAGGCCCAUCAUACCCUAUACAGUUGGUAUAAUGGAUUGUGCUGAGUGGGAAGACAGUUCCAUUUUCAUCUUAUAGGGGAGUAGGGUAGGCGUUCAUCUACCUCCAUCCAGGGACAUUGUACUUUUACCUUCUGAUCAAAAAUCAUAACAAAUUCACUUAUUUGUAAAAAAAAAAAAUAUGCUAAUAUAGCAAAUCAAUAAUUAUAAUGUAAAUUUUACAAUUGAUUGUAUUUUUGUAACUAUUUUUGACUUGAUCUAAGAGACCAAUUGACUUUUAUAUUUCUUAUUUAAUCUAGUUUGAUUUCACAUCAGGUUUUCAUGUGACCUCUCACCCCUAGCCAUUUAUCUUUUGGGCUUUUCCCUUUUUUGACUCAACAGUAUUAUUGUGCAGGUUUUUAUUUGCAGUCAGUGCUUUCUUCAUUCUCUUUUAAAUAAUUACAAUUGUUUUUUUAUAAAAUUUUUAGAGAUGUAAAUUUAAAAUAAAUAAAUAAAUGUAUUGAUUUUAAUCAUUCCGUCCUAUAUCGUAAUCCUAUGAAGCAGUGAUCUGUUUUAUUUGAUAAUAUGUGUAUAAAGUAAAGUCUGUGUAUAGCAACAAUGUACAAAUAAUUUGGUUACUUCUAACAUUAAUAUUUCAUAAUACUGAUUUGAUUGCCAAGAGUAACACAGUAGGAUUAACCAUACUUGGUUUUUCAUCACCAGUCUCACUUAUUAGUGGAAAAUAACUGCAUUAAAUAUACAUAACUUAUUAACUCCUGUUGUGAAAUAAUUGUUAAAGUUGCCAGCCAUGUUAGAAAGUAGUUAUGUUGUUUUGAGAGCACACAUAAUGGUAAUUGAUCACUGUGGUGUGACACCUAUCUUAUUGAUCAUCAGUGUUGAGUACAUUCCACUAUCCUGAUAUUGAUGUUUCAAGACAUAGCAGGUAUACUUAAGUAAAUAUAGAGAUAUAUGAGUGGUGCUAUUUCUACCCAAAUUAUGCCUACUCCAAACACAGUCUCUUCUCAAGUAUAUGAUUAAUAUAGGUUUUAGUUUUCACAGCUGAAAUUAAUGAGUGCUGAUAUAUAUGUAUGGUGUGUUAUUUUUAUAUAAACCUUUCAUCUUAAAGUGCGACAUUCCAAUAGUUUUUUGUUAUUGUUAAAGAAAGUCCAUUAGUAAAUGAGAUUUCUGGUGAUUGCGUACAACCUGCUUACAGUUUAUAGAAAAAUGUAAACCGUAAAAUUCAUAUGAAUUCUGUUCAAAUGAUGUCAGUGCUUUAAGCAUUGCAUGUAUGUAUAUCUAUACAUAUUAAUUAGCCUUUCAACAUUUUAUACUUUUUAUUGUAAGUUACAUCAUUGAAGAUGCUCUAUACUGUUUAGUAUUGAUUCAGUUAUAACCCUUUUAUGAUGAUUAGGUGGUGCUUUUCUCAGCAUUGUCAGUUUAAAAGCUGACUGAAUGGUUGGAUUUUUACAUAUACUAUAACCAGUCUGCUAUAGAUGCCUUUGUUUGUAGAUUUCAAUAACCGAGUAAAAUGGAAACCUUAACAUGGUAAUAAAUUGUACUUGAAGUGAUUUUACAAUAAAUUAAUUUUAUUAUACUGUU